Messenger RNA from Miscanthus lutarioriparius, 1005 nucleotides. NCBI's taxonomy places the organism in Eukaryota, Viridiplantae, Streptophyta, Magnoliopsida, Poales, Poaceae. The record is from the annotation of a GenBank genome assembly.
AUGCCGGGAUCCUCGCCCUCUCCAGUCGCUGGCUACAGUGUGGGCGGCGACGGCUCGCACUCCGCCUCCGCCAUCGUCGCCGGCGCUGUGACCGGCUCCCACGUGCUCAAGAUCGUGUCCUACUCCCGCACCAAGGAGGUCCCCAAUGGGCAUCGCAUCGACUCCUGCCGCUUCCACCUGGGAGGCACACCUGUACCCGGCAAGGCUGCGAAGGCGCAGGUCACCAUCAGCUUACUCGACCAGGACGGGAAGCCGGUGCCGUCCUACACCAAAGUCACCGGAUUCGUGGACUUCGCGGAGAAAGGGAGCUGGGGAUACCAAAAGUUCAUCGAGAGGAAAGCUCUGGAGAAAUCCGAGCAUCUCAGGGAUGACUCCUUCGCCGUCAGGUUCGAUGUGACCGUAAUGAGGGACAUCCAAGCCGUGGGAACGCCGUCGGUGGUCGUGCCGCCGUCCGACAUGCACCGGCACUACGGUGAUCUCCUGCGCAGCAAGGAGGGCGCCGAUGUCAAAUUCCGAGUCGGCGGGAAGACAUUCUCUGCUCACCGGCUUGUUCUCAUGACGCGGUCGCCGGUGUUCAAAGCGGAGCUCUUUGGUCCGAUGAAAGAGAGCACCACCACCAAGGCCAUACGCAUCGAAGACAUGGAGCCAGAGGUGUUCGAUGCGCUGCUCACCUUCAUUUACACGGACACCCUGCCAGAGACGAAGGAAGACGACGAAUGCGUAAUGGCUCAGCAUCUGCUUGUCGCCGCAGACAGGUAUAACCUGGAGAGGCUGAAGUUGAUCUGUGAAGACAAACUGUGCAAGUAUAUCGAUAAGGGCUCCGCUGCGACCAUCCUAGCAUUGGCUGAAAAGCACAACUGUCAUGGGCUUAAGGAUGCAUGCUUCGCGUUCCUAAGCUCAGCUAAGAAUCUGGAUGCAGUCAUGGAAACAGAUGGUUUUGAGUACUUGACAGUUAGCUGCCCCAGUGUUCUGAAACAGCUGCUCUCCAAAGUUGUUCCCCGUUGA